UCUCGUCUUCCAACAGGAUGCAAAACUUCUCCGGAGGGGAAGGAGGGAAGCAGCUCCUCACUGUAGUCAGAUCUUACUGCCACUCCCUUCACGCCUGUUGACUAGGUGGGUUAGAUAGACACCAGUGUGACUCUCCUCAGCCUGUUGUCUAUUAGGUCUAGGUGAGUUAGGCAGGACAGAGUGAGACCAUGGCCAACUCAGCUCUGGAGAUCAUUGGCUUGUUGCUGUCUCUCAUCGGUCUGAUCGGGACCGCAGCCAGUACGGGGAUGCCCAUGUGGCGCGUGACGGCCUUCAUCGGCGAGAACAUCAUCGUGUUCGAGACGCGCUACGAGGGUCUGUGGAUGAAUUGCUUUAGACAGGCCAACAUCAGAAUGCAGUGUAAAGUGUACGACUCCCUCCUGGCUCUGCCUCCAGACCUGCAGGCGGCCAGGGGUCUGAUGUGCUGUGCCUUGGCUCUGGGAGGGGUGGGGCUGCUCAUCUCUAUCCUGGGCUUACAGUGCACGGCCUGCAUCCGGGACAACGAUCGGGCCAAACGCACGGUGCUCAUCGUCGCUGGCAGCAUGAUCCUCGGGGCCUGCAUCUGCGUCAUCGUCCCAGUCUCCUGGACGGGUCACGCGAUCAUCCGUGACUUCUACAACCCGCUGCUGAUCGACGCCCAGCGCAGGGAACUGGGAGAGGCUCUCUACAUCGGAUGGGUCUCCUCUGCCUUCCUCUUCGCCGGCGGCUGCAUGUUCUGCUGCUGUAACAUCAAAGAGGAUAAAAGACAAGACAACUACAUGUACUCCAGGAACAGCCCUAGUCAAUACAUGUCUUACGCCCCUCAACCACAGUACCAGCCCCAGUACCAGCCCCAGUACCAGCCCCAGUACCAGCCCCAGCCUCUACAGAGGCAGCCGUCCAGUAGCAGCUACCCCGGGUCCAACCACUACCCCUCCAGGUACCCCUCGGAACGCAGUGCUGUGGCUUACCUCUGAGUGUUGUGGCUAAAGGGGAAGGAAAUAGACUUAGUGUUUUCUACCGACAUGGAGGAACCGAUGUGUUCUUACGUGUACGUUUGGAAAAGAAGCCUUUUGGUUGUGUUAAAAGAUGAAUAUCAGCAUAAAGUAAGAGACUAAAAUGAUUGUAAUACACUGUGAAACUCACAAAGAGAGGAUUCAUUGUAAAAAUUAUCAGAACAUGUUGAGGGGGGAAAAAGUGUCUAUCGGAUUUGUUUGUAAGAAAGCUGUUUAAAGAUACUAAAUACACUUAUAAUAGGUUAACUGGUUAACUGUGAACUCAGAAAGCUGUUUAAAGAUACUAAAUACACUUAUAAUAGGUUAACUGGUUAACUGGUUAACUGGUUAACUGGUUAACUGUGAACUCAGAAAGCUGUUUAAAGAUACUAAAUACACUUAUAAUAGGUUAACUGGUUAACUGGUUAACUGGUUAACUGUGAACUCAGAAAGAGAAGAGUUUGAGGAAACCUUCAAUCCUAUUUUUUUAAAUGUUAUUUUGUAUUAUCCUUUGUUUUCAUAUGUGUAUUUACUUUGUAUUGGUGGGGUGUAUAAGGACACGUUUUUAUUUUAGUGACGUCCCUAAAGAUUAUUUGUGUAUUUACUUUGUAUUGGUGGGGUGUAUAAGGACACGUUUUUAUUUUAGUGACGUCCCUAAAGAUUAUUUGUGUAAAUAUAUUUACAAAUUGUGUUGAUGUGGUUGUGUGCUUUGUGCAGUAAAUGUAGGUUUCUUACACAUAAUCCCCCUGUAGUUACACUAGGUGUUACAUAAAAUGUAGCUUUUAUCAUGUAAAAAAAGCAAUUGUCAAAUAUGCGUCCCAAAGGGCACUCUAUUCCCUAUUUAGUGCACUACUUUUGACCAAAGCCAAUAGGGAAUAGGGUUCUGAUCAAAAGUAGUACACUAUAUAGGUUUUACAUUAGGGAUGCAGCCCCAUUAUCAUUAAUUUUAUUAUUAUCUGAUUAGACAAAUUCAUCUCCUAUUGACAGAUAUGCAGCUGACUGUAAAGUGACAUUUCUGCUAAUGUGUUUUGGAGAACAGAGGCACAAGGCUGGCUUUGAUCCACUGCCCCCCCCUUAACAACGGUCCCCCUUGGCAACGGUCCCCCUUGACAACAUCAACAAACUACAAGACAGUCCUGGUUGUGUUAAAACGCCUGUGUUGUUACUGCCAUUUUGUAAUGUUUGGGAGUAGACAAACAAGGACAGUAUCGUUUUGUAAUAUUAUCCCCUGGGGCAUCCUAUUCUCUGCACAUAGUACACUACUUUUGUCUAGGGUCCUGGUCAAAAGUAGUGCACUAUGUUGGGAAUAGGGUGCCAUUUGGGACACAUCCUCUCUGUGUUGACAGCUUGAUGGUAAGGACUAAAGGAAGUAAAUACAAGGCUGGUUGUUGAAGGUGUGGACCCAGAAGCAGUAGGGUAGAACAGAGGACUUCUGUCAAAGCAAACAGAGCAUAACGGACUAAGAACUGGGGCUGGGUUCAAUCCCUAGGUCAGCGUUGUAGCGUGAUUUGAAAGUUAAAUUCACGGUAAAAGCUGCAUAUGUUAAUAAAAGUGAUUUAAUUUCAAAUGAAUAAAAAAAAAAAACGUUAUUCGUUUCAGUUAAGUUGAGAUAAAUCUUUCAGCCUCUGGAAUACGAACAAACUUUUUCUGAAUUACUCAUUAACAUUUCAUUAUCUGGUGCAAGCUAAUGUUUAUAAAAGGGAAAACCUUCAGAAGCAAUGUAAAGACUUUGAUUGACACAUUACUGAUUAAAUGAAACAUUGAUAACA
Messenger RNA from Oncorhynchus keta (chum salmon), 2761 nucleotides. It is a transcript of the gene cldn8.1, whose product is annotated as claudin 8.1. Gene Ontology annotation, molecular function: structural molecule activity. The transcript has 2 exons. Gene Ontology annotation, cellular component: bicellular tight junction; plasma membrane. NCBI's taxonomy places the organism in Eukaryota, Metazoa, Chordata, Actinopteri, Salmoniformes, Salmonidae. Bases 189 to 974 code for a protein of 261 amino acids. The record is from RefSeq and is a predicted model, not a curated record. Gene Ontology annotation, biological process: bicellular tight junction assembly; cell adhesion.